CGAUUGUAUGUCUUCGGCGAUGAUCGCGGGCAUAGGCUGCCUGACCUGACCCACUCAGCUGCCGAAAUCUAAGGAGCGGUGUCCGCGUACCACUCGUGUGCUCCAACCCAGGGUGAUCAAUGGAUAAGUCCAGUGUAGUCUCACAGGCAGUGGUCGAGCACGAAAGAUCAACUUCAGUGGAUGGACAGCGCCUGGAAAUGGCGAGAAACGACAAACCUCUCUACAGCGACGAAACCAUCCGGACGGUCCACUCGUGGCUGAAGUUCACGCAUUCGAUGCUCGGUCUCAUUGUCAUUCUAGUCCCUCUUUCCAUAUGGGUUCUAUCGCCAAACAACUUCGUAGCAUUUUCUCUUAUAAUGUUCACGACCACGACACCGUUGGUCGUCACGAUGGUCGGCUGUGAGAUAUCCUGCCGACUCGCCAUCGCACUCAGGAGGAAGUACCCGGGCGCUUUUACGGACAUCUUCUGCAGUAUUGUGAAAUUCUUCAGCGCUCUGUCCGUGUUCCUUCAUGGGAAACUCUUCCACGGUCACGAGGUCCACGGUAUUGAGAAGUUGCCCAAAACUUCCGGGGCGCUGGUGAUUUACGCUCAUUCGGCGUUGUUCCCAUCCGACACUCUCCAUCUCCUCACCCGGCAGAGCUUGCUGCGCGAAAUAACCUUCGGCGGAGUCAUCAGUCGGAAGCUAUGGCUUGCUAUGAAUGGUGUAUGCGAGUUCUUCUCCUUCUACACUGAGCGGGAUCGUCUCGUCGAAUCUCUGAAGAAAGGACAUCACUGCGCUGUUGCUCCAGGCGGGUCCAUCGAAGCAGCAUUUAGCAAAGACUAUGAGUUGAUGUGGAAUGGCCGGAAAGGAUUCGCUGAGGUUGCGAAGGAGUGCGGAGUACCAAUAGUUCCAAUGUUCACGACGAAUUCUCAGCAAGCGAUGCCGGUGUCAACCUUUGGCUUCCGUGAUCUCUUUCUGGCAGUGUACGAACGAACGAAGGAGCAUAUAUUUGUGCCCCUGAUCUGUUUCCCUGUGAAAAUGAGAACUUAUUUCGGGGAGCCGAUUUUCUGCGGCGACGACGAGACUCCAGAAGAACUCGCCAAAAGGGUCGAAGCCGCACUCUAUGCCCUGAGGGACAAACAUCAGCGUCGUCCUGGGAACGUCUUGUUGGCUCUCAUGGAAAGAUUGGGUUACCCGGCAUUCUAUAAUCCUCCGAAAUCUGAGAAGAAGUCUUGACGAUCGGAAGAACGUUGUGUGCGGGAACAGAUCGCAAAUAUCUCGCCGAUGACGGACCCCGGUCCCAAUCGUUGAACUCGGUCAGUGGAGAGGAGGACUGCUGGCAAUCUUUGUCCGAUACACUCGAACUUGCUGUCUCGCGAGAUUUUCCGGAUUCGGGGCCGGGUAAUCGCCCAGAAACCCAAUUUCGGGAAGGAACGAUAUCGUCUCAAUAUAGUGUUCAAUUUGGUUAUUAA
Messenger RNA from Galendromus occidentalis (western predatory mite), 1453 nucleotides. Its product is annotated as transmembrane protein 68. NCBI's taxonomy places the organism in Eukaryota, Metazoa, Arthropoda, Arachnida, Mesostigmata, Phytoseiidae. The record is from RefSeq and is a predicted model, not a curated record. Gene Ontology annotation, cellular component: membrane. The transcript is spliced from 7 exons. Gene Ontology annotation, molecular function: acyltransferase activity. The coding region runs from base 120 to 1217 and encodes 365 amino acids.